Messenger RNA from Canariomyces notabilis, 1449 nucleotides. Its product is annotated as cyclopropane-fatty-acyl-phospholipid synthase. The coding region runs from base 1 to 1449 and encodes 482 amino acids. The transcript is spliced from 3 exons. NCBI's taxonomy places the organism in Eukaryota, Fungi, Ascomycota, Sordariomycetes, Sordariales, Chaetomiaceae. The record is from RefSeq and is a predicted model, not a curated record.
AUGAAGGAGACGCUCUUUGAUCCCAUUUACCGCGGCACAGCAUACCUCCGCAGCAAACUGGGAGGCUUUAGCUGGGGCCCAGCACGCGCAGUCGCGAAGCCUGCGGUGCUAUCUCUUUUCUCAUCCGUCAAAGUCGGUUCGAUAUUGCUCAUUGACGAGCCGGCACACCAGCGCUAUCAUUUCGGUCAGAAGCACAGAAAGAAGUCGAAUUGGAAUAUCCUUGACAAGGCAGCCGGGCAGGCUGAUCUCGCCUGUCCGACCUGCGCUGCCCGCGAGUCCACUACCGUGUCUCAUGUCGAGCUGGUGGUGAAGAGCGAUUCGUUCUGGACCCGUCUCUUUCUCUUCGCCGACAUGGGCUUUGCCGAGGCAUACAUGCUUGGUGAGGUCGAAUGCACUGAUUUGACCGCAUUCUUCAAGCUUUUUAUCCUGAAUCGAGACCGCCUGGGUAACGGAACCACCUGGUCGUCGGUCAUCACUAACGCCGUCUUGCGCCUCGCUCGCUCGACCAACACCAUGUCGAACUCAUUGCUGAACACCUCGUCCCAUUACGACAUCAGUAACGACAUGUUCGCCGCGUUCUUGUCGCCGGACAUGACGUACUCCUGCCCAAUUUGGCAACCGUUGCAGCCUGGAGUUAAAGUGAGAGAGACACUGGAGCAGGCGCAAAUGAAAAAGCUGCACCGAUUCAUUGAGGGAGCCCGGAUCAAGGCCACAGACCAUGUCUUGGAAAUUGGCAGCGGUUGGGGGUCGUUCGCUAUAGAGGCGGUCCGUAUGACCGGCUGCCGCGUCACCACAUUGACGCUGUCCAGGGAGCAGAAGGCUCUUGCGGAGAAGCGCAUCGCAGAGGCGUGGUGCUCGAACCGCAUUCAAGUGCUGCUGGCUGAUUAUAGGGAGCUGCCAGUCCCCGAGACUUUGUACGACAAGAUCAUUUCGAUCGAGAUGCUCGAGGCCGUGGGUCGAGAAUACCUCGGCACCUAUUUUUCUUGUGUGAAUCGACUGUUGAAGAGAGAAGGAGGAAUUGCUAUGUUCCAAUGUAUCACUAUGCCCGAGGGCAGACACGAGGCGUAUUCCAGGACCGAAGAUUUCAUCAAUCACUACAUCUUUCCCGGUGGAUAUCUCCCUUCCAUCACACAGCUGCUGAACCACAUCACUACUGAGUCCAAAGGGACGCUCAUCGUGGAGAAGGUCGAGAAUAUCGGCGGCCACUAUGCCAGAGCCCUGCGGCUGUGGAGGGAGCGAUUUCUAGCCACGUUCAACAGCACCAUUCGACCGGCUCUGAAGAAAGAGCACCCGGACAUGGGAGAAGAGGAGAUCGAGGUGUUCCGGAGAAAGUGGGAGUAUUACUUCUCGUACAGUGAAGCUGGUUUCCUAACCAAGACACUCGGAGAUGUCAUUAUCACUGUUGGCAGAGAAGGCGCCAAAGAAUUGAUGGAGGACAUUCCGGUCUGA